Messenger RNA from Petromyzon marinus (sea lamprey), 723 nucleotides. The record is from RefSeq and is a predicted model, not a curated record. Lineage: Eukaryota; Metazoa; Chordata; Hyperoartia; Petromyzontiformes; Petromyzontidae.
AUGGGGGAGAGCCUAAUUCAGAGAAAUGGUCGCUUUAUGAGCCGCGACGGGUCUCAGUGUCUCAAGCAGAAUUCUACCAAUCACCAGAGCUGGGCGGAGGUGGAGAUUGAGGAAGACGGUGGGAAUCUGAAACGGGGCUUCUUCUACUUCUCUGAGCUGAGCUGGCAUCUGAACACGCACACGGGAGAGAGGCCCUAUGCUUGUGAUGACUGUGGAAAGGGAUUUUCGCACAAUUCAAUCCUGCGGAAGCACCGCAUGAUUCGCAGCGGAGAGAGGCCGCAUGAGUGUGACAAGUGUGGAAAAGCAUUUUCUGACGCCUCGACGCAACGGAACCACCGCGCGAUUCACACCGGGAAGAAACCGCACUCGUGCCUCGACUGUGGCAAGAGCUUCUCGCGGAUGUCGCACUUGACCGCUCAGCGGAGGACGCACACGGCCGAGCGGCCCUACGUGUGUGAGGACUGUGGGAAGGGCUAUUCCCAAAUGUCCUCCAUGAGAAUGCAUCGGAUGAUACACACAGGCGAGAGGCCCUAUGUGUGCAUGGUUUGCACGAAGGGCUUCCUGGACAAUUCCACCCUGAGAAAGCACAACCUGACGCACACAGGAGAGAGGCCCUACUUGUGCAAGGAUUGUGGGAAGAGGUUUCCCGACAACUCGACUCUGCGGAAGCACCUGAUCAUUCACACGGGAGAGCGACCGUACGGGUGCAGCGUCUGUGGCUGA